AUGAAGUGCUCCAGAAGGAACCAAUCUAUUAUGCUUAAAACCUUUUGUCGUGUUGUAGGAAAGGAUGCCAUGGAGUACCCGGAUUUCGAAUUCUGGUAUUAUCGAUUUUAUCAAGGAGAACUGCAUUUGGACUAUGACCGGAGUGCGGACCCGGAGCCAAAAAAACUUGUCGAUAUGCCAGUUGUAUUAAUGAAGGAAAUCGUCAAGAACCUGGAUGCAGUUGAAAGUAUGGGAUUGGAGCCUGUCUUGGAAAUUGAACAAUCUGAGUUUUUCAAAGAAGAGAGUGGCUGUACACUUUAUAGAGAAAACAUCUCGAAAUUCGAAGAAAGUGAAGAAUGUUAUAUAAAAAAGAAUGAAUGCUUUACUCCAUUGCUGACAAUGCCCAAUAUUCAAGUGAAUCAUUUCUCGCUGCGUCUUCACGAAGAAUCUAUAGAAACAAUAAGCUGCGAUGAUCUUCUGCCAGUCGCUCUGAACGCAAAAAAUGUGGUCAUUGAGGGUCAAACUACAAACCAAGUUGUCAAAUUUCUCUCGACGAUGAAUCCCGGUAGCCUCGAGUCGAUUCGCCUUAACAUCCUUUGUUCAGGAGAAAUGGAAAAUUAUGGAACGAUUUUGGAAAUCGAGCAAUUCAAACAGGCAAAAAAUGUGGACUUUGACACGACCAUGAAGUUCAAUGUAGAGGAUUUAGUGCAUUUUAAUCACUUGAAAACCUUCAAAUUCCAUCUGAUAGGUGAAAACACGUUUGAGGAUGUUCCGAGAAUUCGAGAUAUUAUACCCACUUCCGAAAAAUUUGAAUCAUGUGAGCUGGAAUAUUUCAGUAUUUUGGACGGUUUUUCGAUUAGAAAGUUUGCUCGAGCACUUGGAGCAGAGAUUCCAACUGGACCAUUGGCUGAAAAUGGGCGCUUGACUAUCACUCAUCGUUAUCAGAUACCAGAAUCUAAUGAGAGUUUAGAAUUCAAGUUAAAUGAAGUAGGAUUCAGAUAA
This is a messenger RNA of Caenorhabditis briggsae, 981 nucleotides long. Gene Ontology annotation, biological process: innate immune response. NCBI's taxonomy places the organism in Eukaryota, Metazoa, Nematoda, Chromadorea, Rhabditida, Rhabditidae. The record is from RefSeq and is a predicted model, not a curated record. The coding region runs from base 1 to 981 and encodes 326 amino acids. The transcript is spliced from 3 exons.